Messenger RNA from Gasterosteus aculeatus aculeatus (three-spined stickleback), 528 nucleotides. The record is from RefSeq and is a predicted model, not a curated record. NCBI's taxonomy places the organism in Eukaryota, Metazoa, Chordata, Actinopteri, Perciformes, Gasterosteidae.
UGAAUGAACUGUAAAUAGGAGCCAAUCAGGAAUAGGAGGCGGGUAUAAAAGGCUGAGCGCAUCUUUAAUCCGCAGUAGCAGAACCGGAUCCGCUUGAGACCACUUCACAACAGACUGAACUAACAGGAGCCGGUCGUCAUCAUGCCUUUCGGAAAUACCCACAACAAGCUGAAGAUGAACUACUCAUCGGACCAAGAGUACCCCGACCUCAGCCAGCACAACAACCACAUGGCAAAGGUGCUCACACCUGAAAUGUACGAACACCUGAGAGACAAGGAGACGCCCAGUGGCUUCACCCUGGACGACAUCAUUCAGACCGGCAUCGACAACCCAGGUCACCCGUUCAUCAUGACGGUGGGCUGCGUCGCUGGAGACGAGGAGACAUAUGAGGUCUUCAAAGAGCUGCUGGACCCGGUGAUUGAAGACCGUCACGGAGGGUACAAACCAUCGGACAAACAUAAGACUGACCUGAACCCUGAGAACCUGCAGGUAAACCACAACAAACCGUCCUGAACCAAGAAAACAUGG